This is a messenger RNA of Solanum stenotomum, 858 nucleotides long. RefSeq lists its product as uncharacterized. The record is from RefSeq and is a predicted model, not a curated record. Gene Ontology annotation, biological process: DNA integration. The transcript is spliced from 4 exons. NCBI's taxonomy places the organism in Eukaryota, Viridiplantae, Streptophyta, Magnoliopsida, Solanales, Solanaceae. Bases 1 to 858 code for a protein of 285 amino acids. Gene Ontology annotation, molecular function: nucleic acid binding.
AUGCCGGAAUGGAAAUGGGAGAGAAUUACUAUGGACUUUGUUUCUGGACUUCCUCGCACUCAGAGAAAUCAUGAUGCAAUAUGGGUGAUUGUGGACAGGCUAACCAAGAGUGCUCACUUCUUAGCAAUCACGAUGGGUUACUCACUUGAGCGUUUAGCCGAAUUGUACAUUAAUGAGAUUGUAAGACUACAUGGAAUCCCUGUGUCUAUUAUAUCUGACCCAGACCCAAGGUUUACAUCUAGAUUUUGGGGCAGCCUGCAGGAAGCUUUGGGUACUAAGUUGAAAUUUAGCACUUCAUUCCAUCCUCAGACAUACGGUCAGACGGAAAGAGAAGCCUUAUACGGAAGAAAAUGUCGGACCCCUCUUUGUUGGAAUGAAGUUGGUGAAAGAAAGCUUGUUGGUCCUGAAAUUGUGCAACAAACAGAGGACAAGGUAAAAAUUAUCAAGUAUCGUCUAAAGCUUUCUUCGGAUAGACAAAAGUCGUACGUUGAUCUUAAAAGGUGUGACAUUGAAUAUCAAGUUGGAGAUAAUCUAUUCUUAAAGGUUGGACCAGUUGCAUAUAAAUUAGCUUUACCACCUGAGUUAGACAAGAUCCACAAUGUCUUCCAUGUUUUUAUGCCUAGAAGAUAUCGUUCUGAUCUAUCUCAUGUCCUUCCAGUUGAAUCUAUUGAGGUUAAUCCUGAAUUGACGUAUAAUGAAGAACCUAUCCUAAUUCAAGCUCAAGAAGUAAAGAAACUUAGAAACAAGAGAAUCCACUUAGUAAAGGCUGGACAGAUUCACUGUUCUGGGAGCAUAGUUGCAUUUGUACAUGCUAGGCUUACUUGUGAUGAUGAUCUUGUUUUACUUCAACAUUAUUGA